Arachis ipaensis is the source of this 921-nucleotide messenger RNA. Its product is annotated as 3'-5' exonuclease. Gene Ontology annotation, molecular function: nucleic acid binding; 3'-5' exonuclease activity. Gene Ontology annotation, cellular component: nucleus; cytoplasm. The record is from RefSeq and is a predicted model, not a curated record. Gene Ontology annotation, biological process: nucleobase-containing compound metabolic process. Lineage: Eukaryota; Viridiplantae; Streptophyta; Magnoliopsida; Fabales; Fabaceae.
AUGGUCUGGGAGCGAAACCUACCCCUCUUUUGGGGGCGGUUGCCCCCACAAUUAUAUAUAGACAUCCGUCCUUGCAGUGAUGGUGAAAUGUUAGAAAAGGCCACAGCUGACAGCUCCAACAACUCUUCUCAAUGGGAGACCCCAACCACCACGAGAACCACGACGCACCCACUCAAGGGAGUGGGACAACACUCGCCAUCAUCAGCGUCGUUGACCACAACCUUCCUUCUCAACCACCACUCCACCACCACCACCACCACUGUCCUCGUCGGCCUCGACAUCGAGUGGCGUCCCAACACCCACCGCAACUCCGACAACCCAGUCGCCACUCUCCAGCUCUGCGUCGGCAACCGCUGCCUCGUCUUCCAGAUCCUCCACUCUCCCUCGGUUCCGCAGUCUCUCGUUGACUUUCUCGUCAACGAGGGACACACGUUCCUCGGCGUGGGAAUCGAGGAGGACGUGGAGAAGCUUCUGGAAGACUACAACCUCAACGUGAAGAAUUUCGUUGACCUGAGAGGUCUGGCGGAGAGCGUGCUGGGUGAGAGUGAGAUGAAAAGAGCGGGCCUGAAGAGGCUCGCGGAGAGAGUGCUCGGAUUGGAGAUCGAGAAGCCUAAGAGGAUCAGUCGGAGCCGCUGGGAUAACGCGUGGCUCACGGCGGAGCAGGUUCAAUACGCUUGCGUUGAUGCUUUCGUGUCGUUCGAAGUUGGGAGAAUGCUGUAUGGUUCUGGAAAUGGAAACUAAACGGCUUUUGAUUUUUGGAAUCUGUUUCUUCUUGGUAUUAAUUGGUUGUACAGGUAAUGGUUGUGGCCAGCGCCCAGCUGGUUAAUUUCUCUUGCAAUUUCGGGAUCUAUCUAUUGUGGUUUGUUCUUUUCUUUUUCAAUCAAGAAUUUAUGGCUAUGAUAGCUUUCUAGUUGUUGUUUA